This is a messenger RNA of Podarcis raffonei (Aeolian wall lizard), 2537 nucleotides long. RefSeq names its product LIM homeobox 5 (gene LHX5). Gene Ontology annotation, cellular component: nucleus. Gene Ontology annotation, molecular function: RNA polymerase II transcription regulatory region sequence-specific DNA binding; DNA-binding transcription factor activity, RNA polymerase II-specific. Gene Ontology annotation, biological process: neuron differentiation; regulation of transcription by RNA polymerase II. Bases 335 to 1534 code for a protein of 399 amino acids. The transcript has 5 exons. The record is from RefSeq and is a predicted model, not a curated record. NCBI's taxonomy places the organism in Eukaryota, Metazoa, Chordata, Lepidosauria, Squamata, Lacertidae.
GUGGAGCAAAGUCCCGGGCAGCCACCCACACGCCGGCGGAGAGGACCGCGGAAGGGGAGGAAGCGCCGGGCCUGCUGGGCCUCGUCUCUCUCCGCCACCGCUGUCGUCGAGGCUCCCUGCCGGGCCGAGGAUGCGUCGCUGCUGACCUGCCCGGACGGCGCCCUGCAGGCGGACCGAGGCGGAGAAAGGAGCUAGCGCGCUGCCCCGACGGCAAGUAGAGAGAGCGAGAGCGCACCGAGAAGCGCGCCGGAGAGGGAGCGCGCGGAGAGGCGAGGUGGGCUGGCAGCGGGGCGCGGCGCGGCGAGAUCCCCACCACCCCCAUCCGGCCGCGGCUAUGAUGGUUCACUGUGCCGGCUGCGAGCGGCCGAUUUUGGACAGGUUCUUGCUCAACGUCCUGGACCGGGCCUGGCACAUCAAGUGCGUCCAGUGUUGCGAUUGCAAAUGCAACCUGACCGAGAAAUGUUUCUCCCGGGAAGGCAAGCUCUACUGUAAGAACGACUUUUUCAGGAGGUUUGGGACCAAGUGCGCCGGGUGCGCGCAAGGCAUCUCCCCGUCGGACCUGGUGCGCAAAGCCCGGAGCAAAGUCUUUCACCUGAACUGUUUCACUUGCAUGGUGUGUAACAAGCAGCUCUCGACGGGCGAGGAGCUUUACAUCAUCGACGAGAACAAAUUCGUCUGCAAGGACGAUUACUUGAGCUCGGCCAGCUUGAAAGAAGGCAGUCUCAACUCAGUGUCCUCUUGUACCGACCGAAGUCUGUCUCCAGACAUCCAGGACCCGAUGCAGGACGACACAAAGGAGACCGACAACUCCACCUCCUCCGACAAAGAGACCACCAACAACGAGAAUGAGGAGCAGAACUCGGGGACCAAGCGGAGGGGACCCCGGACCACCAUCAAGGCUAAGCAGCUGGAGACCCUCAAAGCAGCUUUUGCUGCCACCCCGAAGCCCACCAGGCAUAUCCGGGAGCAGCUGGCCCAAGAAACGGGACUCAACAUGAGAGUCAUCCAGGUUUGGUUCCAGAACCGACGGUCCAAGGAGCGAAGGAUGAAACAACUGAGCGCGCUGGGUGCCCGGAGACACGCUUUCUUCAGAAGUCCUCGACGCAUGCGCCCUCUGGGAGGCCGCUUGGAUGAAUCCGAAAUGCUAGGCUCCACCCCUUAUACUUAUUACGGAGAUUACCAAGGCGACUAUUACGGCCCUGGGGGCAACUACGACUUCUUCCCGCACGGCCCCCCCUCGCAGGCGCAGUCCCCCGCCGAUUCCAGCUACAUCCCGACCUCGGGGGCCGGAUCCACGCCGCUCGGACCCCUGGAACCCCCUCUCCCCGGGCACCACGCUUCCGAGAACCAAAGGUAUACGGAUAUGAUCUCUCACCCCGACACGCCCAGCCCGGAGCCCGGGCUGCCAGGCUCGUUGCACCCCAUCCCGGGCGAGGUCUUCAGCGGGGGUCCCAGCCCCCCUUUCUCCAUGUCCAGCUACAGCGGGCCCCUCUCGCACCCCAAUCAGGAGCUGAACGAGACGGCCGUGUGGUAGAGCCACCCCCUGGCGGAGGGCGCGCGCCUGACCUCACCGGACCGAAAGAAGAGUAGCCCCUUUUUUUUGUCCAGCUCCGUCCGCUCCGUCGGGGCGAAAACUCCGUUUACCAAAAGCGCCACCACCGUGAUGCCAAAUCGCGCCUCGCCAGACCUCCUCUUCCCCCCCACGCCCCUCGGGGGCCGCUCAAGGACCCCGCGCGGCCCGCUGUCUGGCCCCGGGUGGGCUCACAGUGGGGACGUUGGACAUGGCUGGCGGGCCCCCCCAACCAACAAACCAACCCACCCACCCACCCCGGUUGCAGCGCCCAGAAGUGGUUCGCCGUCUUUGUUCGAGGAACCUCUGGCAGCGAAUCUCUGGAACUCGCCCAUUCGUUGGACCAAAGCUGGACUCGCCUGUUUCACAGACUGGAGGAUGUGAGAAAGAGGUUGGGGAGCAAAACGACCCACACCUGUCCCCGCCCCGUCCAGGAUUGCGUCUUGGGUUGUUGUUGUUUUUUUGGGUUGUUUUGGGUUUCUGUUUUUCCUAAAUCCGAAAAAAAAGAGAGAGAACCAGUUUAUUUUAAUUAAAAGGUUUAUUUUGUGCGUGUUCGAUGGUGGCAGGAGAAGGGACUUUGGGAAAAGAUCUCCGGAAAGGAGGAAUGUUUCAUUGGUGACACGUCGCCCCCUCGUGGUAAGUGCUGGAACGACUUGCAGGACUUAUUUAAAUAUGUUGAGAGGGAUUUGGGGAGGGUGUUCUUUUUUUUGUUUUCUUAAUUAUUAUUAUUAUUAUUAAUAUUAUUAUAUUAUAAUUAUAAUUAUUUUGGCGGAAAUAUAACCACAACUACCAAUAAAAGUUUUUUAAAAACCCAAUUUUGGAAUGCCGCUAGCAAACGCCAAUCCAGUCUAAACCUUUCUCGGAGGCAACACACCUGUUUAAGAAUGUAUUAUAGUUUUUUGCUCCUAGUUUCUUUAUUUUGUAUAAAGAAGAAACAAAUAAAGUAUGUUUUUGUGUUUAUUGGUUA